AUGAGUAGUUCAACGUCUGUUAUGUCUCUCCUGAAUCCAUUGUUGCUGCUGUGGCAAUUUUUAUUCCUUCUUCCAGUUUUGGGAACAAUAUUUUUUCAUUCUGUAAGCCCUAAUGAUGUUAAGACUGAUAUGGCCUAUACAUGUGCUGCUGUGAACGUGAAACUCAACGAGUACAAAUUUGGGAACAAAUUUCAGCUCAAUGUUACACAGCUAACGAGAAGGAAUGUGCAUAUAUCUUUCAAAAGUGGUCCAACUUCAGAUCUAACACUUCGAAUUUUUGCAGUUUGGAGAAUAGACAGUUAA
This is a messenger RNA of Enterobius vermicularis (human pinworm), 303 nucleotides long. The record is from the annotation of a GenBank genome assembly. NCBI's taxonomy places the organism in Eukaryota, Metazoa, Nematoda, Chromadorea, Rhabditida, Oxyuridae.